AUCUGUUUUUAAACGGCUUUUUCGAAUUCAGUUUUUAAAAUUUUUGAAUGUUUUAGUUUUACAAAAUAUGUUUAAAUAUUAUCAAAUAAGUUAAUUUAAAUACGUUACCUAUAUUUAUUCUUAAAAUCGUAUUUUACUUUACCUAAUCAUGGAUUACUCAACAAUUAGCAACAAAACCAAUAUAACCGAGGCGGAAGAUCUAACGGGCGGUGAAAUCAAUGAGAAGUAUUAUUUGCUCCGUAAACAAUAUGAAAACUUAUCGAGUAACUACGACGCAAUUAAACAGGAGCUCCACGACACGAGGCGGAGCUACCAAACAGCUUUGGAUGUACAGAGCCACCUCAAUGCAGAGUUAGAAAGUUGUCAAGCAGAUGAACUAAUUCGAAGGAAUGAGCUGAAUUCUCGUAUAAACGGACUCCAAGAAGACAUUUCAGCUUUACGGCAGGAGCGGACUGACCUAGUAGAACAACAUGCAAAAGAGAUUAAGGUUUUAGAAGUGGAAAAUAGACGGUUAAGGGAGGAACAACUGGUGGUUGCGAGGGACUCUCCAGUGCGAGAUACUGCAGAGUUUGAUGAACUUCGUGCGGCGUUGUCGUCUGUCACAACGGAGGCAGCUGGUGCGAAGGUUGCACUGGAUGAGGCGCGCGCUGAACUCGUUUCGUGGCAGAUAAAAGUGGAGGAGCUGGUCACAGAGGUGGCAGAGCUCCGAGCAGCUGCUGAUAUAAGAAGAGAGGAGUUGAGUGCAGCCAGUGAACGAGAGUCCGCAGCCCUGGCCGACCUGGCAGAGGCCAGGGCCAUGUUGCACCAGGUUGACUCACAAGACUUGCAGCCACAUGCUGCAAAAGGCAACUCAUUAUUUGCUGAGGUGGAGGACAAGCGCCAGGAGAUGGCCAAGAACUUGAUACAAAUGAAACAAACUAACUCUAGGCUGCGCAGAGAGCUGGCCAACAAGCAGGCUGAGCUGGAAGCGUUGCUGCACGAGAAGCAGACCAUCUGGGAGCAGCAGGCCGGCGCCGCCGCGCACUACGACAGGGAGCUCAUUGAGAAGUACGAGGAGCGCAUAACGCAGCUGGAGGGGCAAUGCGAGAGGCAGCGGCGCGAGCUGGCGCGCUGGUUCGGCAAGCUGUGCGAGCCCGCGGCACAGGGCUGGCUGCCCGGCGUGCUGGACCACUUGAAAACUGAAUGUGAACAGCUACGGUUAGAAGUGUUAUCGAGAGGCGCAGCGCAACUGGCGAGCGCCGCCCAAGUGAGGGAGCUGCGAAGGAAAAUCGCCCAUCUGACCGCCAACAACACUAAACAAUCGCCCAUACAAAACCAAGUCGAUAAAGACGAUAUUAGCGUGCAAAAAUUCACCGUGCAAGUCAAGAAAAUUGCUGUUGAUGAUGUUAAGAAAAAAGUGUCUUUUAAUUGAUGUUUUAUUAAGUGUACAAUAUAUGGAUUAUUUAAUUAAAA
Bicyclus anynana (squinting bush brown) is the source of this 1452-nucleotide messenger RNA. RefSeq names its product protein Spindly (gene Spindly). Lineage: Eukaryota; Metazoa; Arthropoda; Insecta; Lepidoptera; Nymphalidae. The record is from RefSeq and is a predicted model, not a curated record. The transcript is spliced from 6 exons. Bases 149 to 1411 code for a protein of 420 amino acids.